Molecule: messenger RNA, 765 nt
Organism: Penicillium lagena
Lineage: Eukaryota; Fungi; Ascomycota; Eurotiomycetes; Eurotiales; Aspergillaceae
Gene: yth1
Product: cleavage polyadenylation factor RNA-binding subunit YTH1
Exons: 1
Coding region: 1-765 (254 amino acids)
Molecular function (GO): metal ion binding; RNA binding
Source: RefSeq, a predicted model, not a curated record
AUGACGGCCGACGUCCACAGCGCCGCCGUGCGCCUUCUCUCUGCCGAGCCCACCCGGGAUCCCAGCUACGACAAUUUCUCCUUCACCCCUUUUCUUCGCAAGAGCUUCGGUUUUGGGCUAGCUAGCGAUGUGCCUGUCUGCAAGGCCUACAGCGAAGGGCAUUGCCCUCUUGGGCCGGCCUGUCCUGAUCGACACCCUACGCCGUCGCGCGUAACAACCUCAACCACCACAGCGUCUGGAUUGGCCCCGUCAACCACGCACGGGUCACUGGUCUGCAAGCACUUCCUCAAGGGCCUCUGCAAGAAGGGCGUCAAGUGCGAAUACCUGCAUGAAUACAACCUACGCCGCAUGCCGGAGUGCCAGUCCUUCUCGCGGUCCGGAUACUGCCCCAAUGGCGACGACUGCUUGUACCAGCAUGUUCGGGAGGAGGCCCGGUUACCUCCCUGCGAGCACUACGACCAAGGAUUCUGCGAGUUGGGCCCGCUGUGCGCGAAGCGGCACGUGCGCCGGCGUCUCUGUCGAUUCUACCUGGCUGGAUUCUGCCCGGAAGGGAAGGGCUGUCCCGAUACGCACCCGCGGUGGUCGGAGAAUCUGCCUCGGCCGACCAUGCGGACAGAAAAGACCGAGGAAGAACUGGAGCAGGAGAGGGCGCUCAUCCGAGAGGAGCAGGAGCGGGAAAAAGAGCGCGAGCGCGAAUGGCGCAGUGAACGAGGGCGUGGUGGCAGUUUCAUGCGGGGACGAUACCGGGGUCGAGGACGGGGAUGA